This is a messenger RNA of Vombatus ursinus (common wombat), 5042 nucleotides long. Its product is annotated as heparan sulfate 2-O-sulfotransferase 1-like. Bases 1 to 540 code for a protein of 179 amino acids. The record is from RefSeq and is a predicted model, not a curated record. Gene Ontology annotation, cellular component: membrane. The transcript is spliced from 4 exons. Lineage: Eukaryota; Metazoa; Chordata; Mammalia; Diprotodontia; Vombatidae. Gene Ontology annotation, molecular function: heparan sulfate 2-sulfotransferase activity.
AUGGCAGCAAAGGAGAAGGUUCAGAGGGGCAUUGGGGAGCUGCAAGAAGGCGUCCCAACUUUUGACGAAUGCGUAGCCGAGGGAGGCUCAGACUGUGCUCCAGAAAAACUCUGGCUUCAAAUCCCGUUCUUCUGUGGCCACAGCUCGGAAUGCUGGAAUGUGGGGAGCAGAUGGGCCAUGGAUCAAGCCAAAUAUAAUUUGAUUAAUGAAUACUUUUUAGUGGGAGUCACUGAAGAGCUCGAAGACUUUAUCAUGCUACUGGAGGCAGCUCUGCCCCGUUUCUUCAAGGGGGCCACAGAACUCUAUCGGACAGGAAAGAAAUCUCAUCUUAGGAAAACCACAGAGAAGAAGCUCCCUACCAAACAAACCAUCGCAAAGUUGCAACAGUCUGACAUCUGGAAGAUGGAAAACGAGUUCUAUGAAUUUGCCCUGGAACAAUUCCAGUUCAUCCGAGCCCAUGCUGUUCGGGAAAAAGAUGGGGACUUGUACAUCCUUUCACAGAACUUUUUCUAUGAAAAGAUCUACCCCAAAUCGAACUAAGAGCACCGCGUUCCUACUAGAUCCAUGGACUGAAAGCUUGGCCACCACUCCUCCUGGGUUCUCAACUCUCGAAUCCAGAUUGUUGGCAAGCCUGUGAGAUGAUUUACCAUUGAGCUGAGGUCUGGGCUGUGAAGGACAUCAAACAAGCAAGUGGACCACGACUGGAGAUACCAGCCUUCCAAGAAGCUUAAGCUUCAGAGCUUUUCUUCAGCCCAGCCUUUGGGUUGGGCUAAUAGCCUCCUGUCUAAAGAAAACUACACAUUUGUUUACCAAAAUUAAUACACAGCAGAGUUCGAGUUGAUGGUAAAAUUUCAGAAAAGUAUCCUGUACUCUGCUUUUGAUUCUCAGAGCAGUUGUCUUUGCCCAAGACAUCCAUAAAGAAGAAACCAUCUAUCUCCCUCACCUUCCCAUGGAGAUUUAGACUAUAUGGUCUUUAAUGAAUAGUGUUAACGACUGGUUGGCCUCUCGUACUUUGUUAUUGUGAAUAACGUCAACUUAGAAUGUCCAAUAAUGUUUGCUGAGAAAUGUGGCUGCUGCUGUUGGAUUUGCCCAUAUUUAUAUAGGUUUUAAUAAAAAGAGAAUGUCCAAUUGUGAGUGUUAAGAAGGAAUUAAACCCAAUAAUGUAAACAGAGAAUCAAAGCAGUAUUUCUUACUCCUCCCUCCAUCUCCUUAACAACCGUGGUUGGGAAAGCUCAUCAAAGAAGGAUGUUGUUUUAGUUCAGACUUACACAUUGAUGUUAAAAGCGACUUAAUUAUCUAUUCCUCUCAAAAUGAUUUGUAAUGGAUAUAUUGGCAGUUCCAUAUUAUAACUCCAUUGGUGAGCUGUGGUAUGGUUGGGAUUUUCCUACUACUUCUAUACUUUUACCUGUAGAAUAUUUUUACUAAGGUGCUUUUUAAUGUGUUUUAAAGCAUUGCAUUUACAAAGCAGUCAAAUGCUGUAAAUAUUGCAUAUUUUAUGUAUUUGGACCAAAAGGCUACAAGUAACUAGUUUAAAGUGGUUUUGCACCAAUUUUGUUAUGUCAAGUGAAAUCAUCCCAUCUGCUGUUCUAUUUCUCAUUCGGGUCAGCUAACUGUUGGACAUAACUGAAAUGCACUUCAACAAUUUUGAAUGUUAAUACAGAAAGCACCAGGCAGGCCAGGUGGAAGCAGAAGGUCAUAGUGGAAAGAGCCCUGGACUCAAGAGUCAGAAGACAUGGGUUAUGGUCCUGGCUUCAAAAAUACCAUGUGACCAUAGGCAAGUCACUUAAACGUCAUGAGCCUCCAUUUUCUGAUCCAUAAGAUGUGGACAAUAAUACCUUCCCUUACUUACUUCAUAGGGCUGUCAUGAGCAUCCAACAGAAUUGGUGAGAGCGUUUUGGAACUUGUAAAACACUAUGGAACCAUAAGUCAUUAUAAAAGUUAUUUUUUAAAAAAAACAUUCAUAACAUGAAAUAUUUCACCAUUCAUCCUCCAUUAUUUGGGGGGAAGAGGGAGAAGAUUCCACCUGUAAGCCGUUUGGAAGAAAUACACUGAACUUGAUCCUGAUUCAUGUUGGAUAGAAUUCCUCUCACAUUGUCCUGCACUUCAUGUUUCGGCAGCUAUUGAAAUGUGAAAUCAACUGGUGGACUUUUAAACCUAUUAAGAUUCACAAACAGCUGUUUGGAUUCAGGAGGUGCCCAGUUUAAAAGAAACAUGGUUAGCUGAUCAUGGGAGGGGAGGGGAGAAUGAAACAAAGUUUGUCAUCCAGAAUGUGAAAGAUUUCCCAGUUUUGUUGUACAGUCAUAAUCAAUGCAUAUUUUUCUAUUUACCAUUUCUAAAAUAUGUAUUGCUGAGUUUGACUUCCCUAUUCCCCAUUUACUCUCUCCCCCAUCUUGGAAAAGGAGCCUUUUGAUAAAAUGUUUUAAGUAAACAUGGCCAAGGAAUGCCUCACUCCAUCAUAUGAAAGCAUUUUGAAUGUUGCCCUAAAGAAUAUUUUUACCUGUCAAAAAUGGGUACUAUGAUCAGGACAAAACUUACAAAGACAUUUGAAAGAAAAAUGCAGGAGGGGUAGGAGUAUUAAAAAGAAACACUUAAAAAAUGUAAUCACAUCAGAAUGCUGAAAAGUCAUUGCUGGGUACAUGGUGUUUUUUGACUGGUCUCAUUUUCCAUUUAUUUAUUGGCAGGAGAUGUGGCACACAAAUUGUUUCCUUGGCAACAGACAGAAAAAUAGUGCCCCCCCCCCAAGAAAACCCUUCAUUUCUAAACAGGAACAGAUCUAAGGUAGAUCUGUCACAAAGUUUACAUAAAUGCUAGACCACAACCUUCAGAUGGGCAGCAUGUGACUGGAGGGCAAGCAGAAGACUUGCAGGGGUGAAUCAGCUCUUUCAUAUAACCAUGGUAGCCCUGAGGACAUUAGAAGCAUCAUUAUGAACUAGUACUCUAUUGGCUUCAAAGAGUUAAUGUACUCUCAAAAGGCCCUGACUUCCAUCUAAAGGAUAACUGAUGGACCCAAAAGGUUUCUGCCACAAUUUCACAAAUUUUGAUGGUUGGGUUGCAUCCAAGUAAAUUAUUUCCUUUCCCUGAUUUAAUACACAGUUUUCAAAGUGGUGGCAUUUAUGGCCUCAUAUGUCCAGGGUGACUUUGGCAUGGUCCUGCCAGGAGUUGGGGGAAGUGGCCUCAGUGACAUCUCAUGGUCCAAGCCAGCCCAUUUCUGCAAAUGCUGCAGAUUUCCUUAUGAUUCCAAAGCAGGGGACCGAGAUUUGUAAUAAAUUCAGUACCCUCAACUGCUGAAACAAUAAUGUAUUUUUUUAAAGUGGCAAAUGUGGGUUUUUUCCAGCCUCUGCUCUUUGUCAGUAUUUUUGACCAUAGGGAAAUACUUUUUUUAAUAUAUGAAAGUGAAUUAACCACUUUGCAUUUUAAAAGACAAUGUUAUAUGUUAUAUGUAUAUGUGUGUGUAUAUAUAUGUCUAUAUACAUAUAUAUGUUUAUUUCCUAGGAGAGGAAAAGAUAACCUCUUUGUUCAGAUUGUUUUAACUUCUAUUUUCUAAUUGCUCCAAAAUGACACCGUCAAUAAAUUUAUGUGACUGUUUUCAACUCUAAUGGGGAAGAUCAUAUGGAUUUUGCCUAGCUUUAAUGUGUAAAAUAUCCCUUUACCUGAUAGUAAGAAUAAAAGAGAAUGCACAGGGAUUCCUUUUAUAUCACCUGUGUAUGCAGUAAUACAAGUUGCAGAAUUUUGGAUGCCUCUGAAUUCCUGGUAAUCAGAUUUAAUCUAAUGAAAAAAAUCAAAGAGUGUUUUCAAAGGAUCAGCUUUAUAUAUUUUAGUUGUUCUAUUUUCAUUUUUUUUUCAGUUAAAUCUUGUCAUUUGAAAUUCAUAAUUGCUUUUGUCCCAUAAAUGACAUUGACAAAAUCACUAAGCUUGUUAGUGUUUUUUCAUGACAAACCACAUUUUUACACUGCAGAUGAUUUUCUCAUUGUUUGCAUAAUCAGAAAGAACUUAGUUCCAUAGACAGUAAUAUUCUCCUGUUGCUCUCUCCCUCUUUUUUGCAAAAUAUCUUUAGACAUGAAAGAAGUUAAAUUAACAGGUAAUUCCUGAAAUGGAUUCCUGUUAUUUGAACUUUUCAAUCAAACUUUCCAUUAAUGAAAUUUCUAGGACUCAGCUAGACUCCCAUUUGCUGUUUUCAGAAUGAAAAUUCUGCGGGCCUCCAAUCCACAGCUUGUGAGAAGCCUCUCAAAGGCCCAUUUCAUGAGGCUCACCCUUGAGAGGUUGAGAUGUCCCUGUCUUUAUGUUACAAAAGUUUCUCUCUGCAUUAAGUAGUGCUGGGGCACUUAGCUAGAAUUUUUUUUUUAAUUGAUUUCCCUGGUAUUAAAAACGGUUUGUGUGUGUGGUGCUGACUACAGUAAGCUCACACAGUCUGCUGAAAUGGCCUGUUGUUUCCAAUGCACUGCCAACUUAGCUGCGUCAGAGUGGAGCUUAUGACUGCUGCCCAGUGACUUGGAGAGAUGCUGAAGUGGGGCCUUGGGCUAGCCCGGCAGACAGAUAAUCGGACGUGCUGAGCUCGUGUAGUUGGGUGACAUUAACAGCACUGUUUAGAAAACAGGUCCUCUUGGUCAAGAUGCCUUCCUAGCACAUCCAUUACAAACCUGCUGUUUAGGCAUCAGUGCUGUCUCCCGGGUUCUUUGGGACCUUGCCUUUCGUGGCGAGAGUCAGGUGUGGGAGCGUCGAAUGUAACUUUGAGAAACAUGGAUUGUGCUUCAUGACUUUUAUUUUAAAACUACACAGACAGCUAAAUAGUGCCUUUUUUCCUCACAAUCCAUGUUGUAAGAUGUCCACUCCCCUCUGUCUCUCCCUUUCUCACUCCCUUGCUCCCUCCCUCACCAUGGAUUCAUUUGUGCAAUACUAUUCCAACUUGAAACCAUUCUGUCACUUCUGUUGGAAAUAUAAUCACUCGUUCUUAACCCAGUGCCAGCUUUCUGUUGUUGAAGUGUUUCGGUUGAUUUCCUGAUGCAAAUGCUAUUAAAAUAAACAACCAGUGGGAAGGGAAAAAC